Molecule: messenger RNA, 276 nt
Organism: Gongylonema pulchrum
Lineage: Eukaryota; Metazoa; Nematoda; Chromadorea; Rhabditida; Gongylonematidae
Source: the annotation of a GenBank genome assembly
AUGGUCAGUAUUAUUCGUUUCGUGGAUAUCCUCACAAAGUUGGAUUACCGAAGUAUCGGAGAAGCAGCCAGCUGGGCAUGGAGAAUACACAAUACAGUUGAAGUGACCGCACUGGGCGCCCACUUCGCCGUCAUUGUUUUAUGCCUUAGGAUCAUGGAAAUAACAAACGACUCCAGCAUCCCACAUAUCCCGCAACCUUUUAUGGAUUUCAGGAACCCGUUGAGUGUGCAGCCACCAGCAAGCCAGCAAUAUUCAUACACCUUCCAGGAAGCAUGA